AUCCCUAUAAAUAUCACGGACACUUAUUCUAGUUCAUCAUCAAGCAAAUCAAACACUAAAAUCAAAAGUUAAAAAAUCCUCUGUUUUCUUCAAACACAACAAAGUUCCCAAAAAUGUCUCUGAUUCCAAGCUUCUUCGGUGGUCGCAAGAGUAACAUUUUCGACCCAUUUUCCCUUGACUUAUGGGAUCCAUUCCCAAUUUCAACCAAUGCUCCAUCCUCUGCUCGUGAAGUCUCUGCUUUUGCAAAUGCAAAAAUCGAUUGGAAAGAGACCCCAGAAGCUCACGUCUUCAAAGUGGACGUUCCCGGGAUAAAGAAAGAGGAAGUGAAAGUCGAAGUGGAAGAAGGAAGGAUUUUACAGAUUAGCGGUGAGAGAAGCAGAGAGCAAGAAGAGAAGAACGAUCAGUGGCACCGUAUGGAGAGGAGCAGCGGUAAGUUUAUAAGAAGAUUCAGGUUACCGGAGAAUACGAAGACGGGAGAAAUAAAGGCAGCGAUGGAGAAUGGGGUGCUCACUGUGACUGUUCCUAAAGAAGAAGAGAAGAAACAUGAAGUGAAGGCCAAAGAAGAAGAGAAGAAACAUGAAGUGAAGGCCAUUGACAUUUCUGGUUAAACAAGUGUUUGAUGAAAGGCCCUUUGUCAAUAAUGUCUGUUUUCUCAAGUAUUUUGGUUUGUUAGGAGAUUAAGCUUUUAAUUUGAAUUGUGUAUGUGUAAUUGUUAAAGAUUGUGGUCUUCUUCUACUUGCAUUUGUAAACAAAAAAUUGUUGUCAGAGUUUAAUUAAUGAAAAAUUUCAUCCCGUUA
Solanum tuberosum (potato) is the source of this 797-nucleotide messenger RNA. RefSeq names its product 17.4 kDa class I heat shock protein-like. The record is from RefSeq and is a predicted model, not a curated record. NCBI's taxonomy places the organism in Eukaryota, Viridiplantae, Streptophyta, Magnoliopsida, Solanales, Solanaceae. Bases 114 to 608 code for a protein of 164 amino acids. The transcript has a single exon.